Messenger RNA from Sorghum bicolor (sorghum), 603 nucleotides. RefSeq names its product replication protein A 32 kDa subunit B-like. NCBI's taxonomy places the organism in Eukaryota, Viridiplantae, Streptophyta, Magnoliopsida, Poales, Poaceae. The transcript has 6 exons. The coding region runs from base 1 to 603 and encodes 200 amino acids. The record is from RefSeq and is a predicted model, not a curated record. Gene Ontology annotation, biological process: double-strand break repair via homologous recombination; DNA replication; nucleotide-excision repair. Gene Ontology annotation, cellular component: chromosome, telomeric region; DNA replication factor A complex; site of double-strand break.
AUGAAAGUUACUAUAAAGAUGAUUAGGGAAGCCAGUGGAGUCUCGAGGGACCAAGGAAGGCUGGUGAUCAACGGGAGCCAGGUGUACACGGUGGAGAUAUGCGGCAUGCUGACAUCAGUGGAACAAGAAGAAAGAUGGACGGACUAUGAGUUAUACGAUGGCACCGGCUCCAUAAAAGCCCGUAUUUGGGUUGGAGGGUACUACACAGUUAAUGCAACCUGCACGGUGAUAGAUGGCGAUGCGAUGCUGAACACUUUAUUAGCCAGGGAAGUGACCGACUACAACACGUUAACUGUACACAUGUUGAGCGUCAUACAUGAGCAUUUAGAUCUUCAAAGCAGACGAAGUGCAAAGAUUGAUGGUGAACAGCAUGCGACAAGAGCGCGCCUAGAGAUCGACAAGGAAGGGGUUCUGAUGAUCAUGGCUCAGGAUGAGGAAAGGUUUGAUGAAAACAGGUACAACGAAGAAGGGUUGACGGAAGAAUACAUAAAGUGCAAAAUGGGUCUAGACAGCCAAUCCAUGAGGAGGGUGCUGGAUGGUUUGAUCAACGACGGACUGAUUUACAACACCGUGGACGAGUGUCACUACAAGCGGGCUGGGUAG